GUCGUGGUAACGGGGCGGCCGGAGCUGCGCGGGGAGCAGGAUGUUGGUGUUGGUGUUAGGGGACCUUCACAUCCCACACCGGUGCAGGGGUCUGCCGGGGAAGUUCAAGAAGCUGCUGGUUCCUGGAAAGAUUCAGCACAUCUUGUGUACGGGAAACCUCUGCACCAAGGAGAGCUACGACUACCUCAGGACUCUGGCUGGGGACAUCCACGUUGUUAGGGGGGACGCAGAGAGCCUGAAUUAUCCUGAGGAGAAGGUUGUAACUGUCGGGCAGUUUAGAAUCGGGCUGAUUCACGGCCAUCAAGUAAUUCCCUGGGGUGAUGUGGCCAGCCUGGUGCUGCUGCAGAGGCAACUGGAUGUGGACAUUCUCAUCUCGGGACACACACACAGAUUUGAGGCGUUUGAACAUGAAAACAAAUUCUACAUCAACCCGGGAUCAGCUACAGGAGCCUACAGUGCUUUGGAAACGAAUGCCAUCCCUUCGUUUGUACUGAUGGACAUCCAGGCUUCCACAGUUGUGACUUAUGUGUACCAACUAAUCGGAGACGAGGUGAAAGUAGAAAGAAUUGAGUUCAAGAAGGACUGAAUCGGGUUCACACCCGCGUGUUGACUUGUCGCUGCCUUUUGUUCCUGCUCUUCCCUGCUCAGCCGAAGCGGAGACAGGCCGCGGGGGGGCGCUGCUGCUGCGGCGGGGGGCCCUGGAGCCACCACAACCCUUGGUUGCUUGUGGAGGAAAACAAAACAAAAAAACGCACAAACAAAAAAAACCGCCAAACCCCGAAAUGUUAGUCUUGGUUCCCAACCAGAACUGGGAACGAAUGAAACUGUGGAAAAUAUCCCGUGUCUAAGGAGGAGCUGUUGUGUUCCUGGCCUAAGGGAGUCACAGAGGGUGAUGGCAGCAGCUCAGCAUCAAGCCUCUUCUGUAAAACAAACAUAGAAUAAUAAAUCUCUAUCUUCACGUG
This is a messenger RNA of Calidris pugnax (ruff), 962 nucleotides long. Its product is annotated as vacuolar protein sorting-associated protein 29-like. Gene Ontology annotation, cellular component: endosome; retromer complex. The coding region runs from base 41 to 586 and encodes 181 amino acids. Gene Ontology annotation, biological process: retrograde transport, endosome to Golgi; intracellular protein transport. Lineage: Eukaryota; Metazoa; Chordata; Aves; Charadriiformes; Scolopacidae. The record is from RefSeq and is a predicted model, not a curated record. The transcript is spliced from 4 exons.